UUCCGAAGAACGAAAGCUCCGCGCGGGCAAGGCUGUACAUGCCUUGUGGGGGAAAGUCUCGCAAAUAAAACCUCCACCAACACACACAUGCAAGCGCCCCAAAGAAAAGAACCAAAAAAAAAACAGGUUUGUAUUGUAGACCCGCUCGGUGCUCCUGUCAUCCGAGCGCUGCAGGAAGACUCAGUCGAUCUUUUUUCUGAGAACGCUGCAUCCGACUGAGGAGAGGAGCCCGCGUCUGAGGACACAAUGAGGCAGUGUGCGCGAGCCCCCGACCACGCGCUGAGAUGCUUCCAGGAGACGGCAUUCCUCACGCGGCCAGGGACGUCUCGCUCGACUGUACCGAGAGGAAAAACGGAAGAAUGAAGACUUGCAUGAAGCCCCUGCAUGAAAAGCUAUGACAAACACAAAGAUUAGACUGUAGACCUCCAUGUUGACAGCCAACUCAAGAAUGAAGACCAAGUAUGCCAUCGUCUUCAUCUGUAUUGUGGCCCUGGUCAUCAUUGAAAAAGAAAGCAACAUCCUCUCAAGGGUCUCCGAUAAGCUGAUCAAGAGGCAGACUCCACAGCAGACACCGCAGACCAUUCAAGAGUAUGGCAACACAACCGAGAACAGCCCUCUAAUGGUACUCAAGGUGUUGCUCUCUAAACUCUCCGUUACUGAAGGGAAUUACACAAAUUUGUCCGAGGAGCAAGAAGAGGAAGAGCCUGAUGAUUUAGGUUUUUAUAGAGGUGGUCGUAAGCAGGUAUUACUGAUGGCCACCACGCGAACAGGAUCUUCAUUUGUGGGGGAGUUUUUCAACCAGCAUGGGGAGAGCAUGUUCUACCUGUUUGAACCGUUGUGGCAUGUCGAGCGAAUGCUAGCCACGGCCACUGAGGCAAACAAUGGGACAGUGUUGGCAGGGAUCUAUCGAGACGUUCUCCAGGCACUCUUCCUGUGUGAUUUUUCUCCUCUUGAAAAGUUCAUCUCUCCCCCACCUCAAGACCACGUCACCCCUGAUCUUUUCCGCAGAGAGUCUAGUUUGUCCCUGUGUGAAGAGCCUGUUUGUACUCCUGUAAUCAAAGACGUGUUUGAGAGGUAUCAUUGUAAGACUCGUCGCUGUGGGCCCCUGAACUUGACCCUCGCAUCUGAAUCCUGCCUUUCCAAACAACAGUAUGCUAUCAAGACGGUCCGCGUACGACAGCUGGACACGUUGCAGCCCCUGGUGCAGGACCCCCGCCUCGAUGUCAAAAUCAUACAGCUGGUUCGAGAUCCACGAGCGAUCUUGGCAUCGCGCAUGGUGGCUUUUUCCUCCAAAUAUCAGACAUGGAAGGCCUGGGCGCAGGACGGCCAGGUCCCUGAAGACGACGAGGAGGUGAAGAGGCUCAAAGGAAACUGUGAUCACGUGAGGAUGUCUGCCGAGGUGGGACUGAGCCAGCCCCACUGGCUGAGGAAGCGCUACAUGUUGGUGCGUUAUGAGGAUAUCGCUCGAUACCCUAUGCAGAAAGCAGAAGAAAUGUAUAAGUUCACAGGAAUACCAUUUAGCUCCCAAGCCCGGGAGUGGAUUCUGAAGAACACACAGACCACACAGGUAGCCAGUGGGAUUUAUUCCACCCAGAAGAAUUCAUCAGAACAGGCAGAAAAAUGGAGAUUUAGUAUUCCCUUUACACUGGCUCAGGUGGUGCAGAAAGUGUGUGGACCCACCAUGAAGCUGUUUGGGUACAAAUUUGUGGAUGAUGAGAAUACACUGAUCAAUAAGUCCAUAAGUUUGCUUGAACAUAAACAAUUUAAUUGAUAAAAGAGAAAUGCAACAGAUCUGAACAAGAAGGAGCCAGUGCUGCAGAAACCAAAUCUAACAAGCAAGACUGUCACACAAAACACAAUAUUUUCUAUCAACACAAACUUUUGGUCACAUUAUUAGUCAGAAUCACCAAUAAUGUGCCUCUUUUUAACAGUGAAUGGCUACUUUAUAAAGAGUUUAGCAGCAAAUUGCUUUCGUUGAUAACUCGUCUUGUGAGCUUUAUGUCCAGAUCCAUCAAGGAUUGUAAGCAAUUGAUAUGGAUUUUAAGAUUUUACUCGUAGAUGGUUGUGGUAGGAUUUUCAGGGAAACACUAUGGAGUAAUACUAAUGUGUGCGUAAUGUGUUUGUAAUUGUAUGAAGUAAGGGAAAUUGCCGGUAAUCAUUUGUUACACACCCGCUGGUAGAAUCUCAUUAGCCUCGACCUGAUGUGCUUUGACAGAGUUUCAUAAAUUUUACUCAGGUAAAGUGAACAUGGGAUUUAAACUUUUUUUUUAAUGAUUUGUGUUAAUAACUAUGUACGCAGGUGCAUGCUGCGUACAUAAAUACAAAUCCUUUUAUUAUAUGAAUAAAUGCUAUUUUAAGCCUUACAAUGGAACACACAUACUGAGAAAUGUGUCGUAGAUAAUUCUCACAAUUUUCUAUGAAAUAGAAGAAAUAUGCCUUACCUCAAAUAUGUCUUAAGCAUUCCAGUGUUGCUUUAUUUAAUAGCUUUCUGCUGCCAUUAUUGUAAAGUGUUUCACUUUGCUGUCAUACUAAACUGUCAGUUUUGAUAGUAAGAAACAGAUGGGGCUUCUAUUAAAAUCAUCUCCGCUUCGGUUUGAUAUCGGACAAGUAUAUGUAUGGAUAAAGUAUUCAAGGAGUUUAUUUUAUUCAAUAGACAAUUAAAAGUCAUAGAAUAUACCCUUUAAGAUAUAUGUUGUAUCUUUUGGUGAGAAGUUACAUAGACAGUUUGCAUGUAUGUAUGUGGCUAUAUCGUUAGCAGAAACCCAGGUGGUGCUGCAUUGAUGGCAUAUAAAGGUAACCACUGUGACUCUGAUUCAAUGGCAGCAUUGUGCUCAGCUUUACUGAGGCCCAAGUGAAACAUCCAUGCUCCUCAUGGAAAGGAAUUUGCAUUAGAAAUUCAAAUAUUAGUGGGCUUUUACUACCAUUUCUUUCAAAGUAGGAAUAUAUAGAUAGGGUACAGAAUUGUCCAGAUUCACUGUUAAAUCUACACAAAAAAUUCAGCAAAGCUGUCUUUGAAUUUCAUAUCCAAAUUGAAUCUUGCGUUUUGCCAAAGUCUGCCUCAGUAUAAGACUCUAAAGGAAGUCCGUUUUAAGUAGCUUUUUAAGACUUGAAGAUUUCUUAAUGCCAUCAAAAUGUUAUAAUACUUUAACACUUUUCCUCCAACAUCUGGCUGAUAUAGUGUUCUUCCUGUUUUUUGUUUUCUUUUUUUAACCACAUUUUCACUUCCUGCUUUUUUGUCAUGACUUUUUGGAAUUCUUUCUUCUUGCCAUCCAAUUCUGAACAUUGUCAAAGUCCACAUCUCCAUCCAAAAGAAAAUCCUCACGCUCAUUUAUAUUCACUGGGUUCAUUCUGCCCAAAUAAAUACUGCUUUUCUCUCAGGCUGCCACCCAUUUCAAAGUCUCUCUUAAAGCCCUGUUCAAGCUGCAUUUAAGUGAAUGCACUACAUUUGGUGGUUUGAAUUUUUUUUCAUCUUUAUCGUGGCAUUAUAUGUUUUUGUGACAUUCAAGUUCAAACAAGUACUCUGAAAUUAAGAAAGCCAGAGCAUGGUGUAAAUGGGUUUUGGAUGGAGUAUCACCUCAAAAGAAAUGACUCAUUGAAAUGGAAUUUCUUAGUGAUAUACUAUAAAAGAUUCUUGCUUGCUUAUGCUUUCUUUUCCUUUCUCUUUCACAUUAUGUUGAUUCUUUCUGAGGGGGAGUUUAUUUAAAAGUUACACAACUGUGGCCCACAGACGUGAACAUUCUAUUGAGGCUUUCAUUAAAUUGGUUCCCUUGUUGUAAAAUAAUUUUCAGUCUAUGAUGCGUUUUCUUUCUUCUGCGAUUGUUUUGAAUGUAGAAAUGGAGUUCAAGCAUCUGUUUUUCUACUGAUUCAAUUCUAAAUAAAGAAUUUGAUUCUGUGCAUAAUGUGAGUUCAAUCAGAAAGCAAUCUUAUAUGUUAAAAGUGAGGCACCUAAUGAUAUGCGCCUAAUGG
Molecule: messenger RNA, 3966 nt
Organism: Menidia menidia (Atlantic silverside)
Lineage: Eukaryota; Metazoa; Chordata; Actinopteri; Atheriniformes; Atherinopsidae
Source: the annotation of a GenBank genome assembly